CCUGGACACGGGCGCACUACACGGGGAGGUAGGAGAGCGGCAUAAAGUAAGACUUGCACUGGAACCGACUUCUCUUCGUCCCUGGUGACAUAAAAAGAACGUGCACAACCAGAUUCUGCAAUAAUCGAGUGGCAUUACAGCAGAAUGUCCGGCGGGACCAUAGCCAGGGUGCUGGUUGCGCUCUGUAUCGGGGGCGCAGUGACCUGCAUGCCCCAAGGGACGCAAAGAAAUCGGAGACAGGCGCAACAGCAUCACGUCUCUUCCGUUUCUCAGGAGGGUUGUAUAGAGAAUGGCUACUUCUAUGGCAUUAAUGACCAGUGGGAGCGAGAGUUUCGGGGCAGCCUUCUGGUCUGUACCUGCCAUGGAGUCGCUGGCAUUAAGUGUAAAAGCAAACCUCAAGAGGAAAGGUGCUUCGAUAAGACCAACCAUCAGUCCUAUGCUGUGGGAGAGACCUAUGAGAGUUCCAGGGAUGGCAUGAUAUGGGACUGUAUGUGUAUUGGAUCUGGCAAGGGCCAGAUCAGCUGCACCAUUGCCAAUCGCUGCCAUGAUGGUGGGGCUUCAUAUAAGAUAGGUGACACCUGGAGGAGACCUCAUGAAACAGGGGGCUACAUGUUGGAGUGUGUCUGUCUGGGUAAUAACAAGGGAGAGUGGACCUGCAAACCUGUCGCUGAGCGUUGCUAUGACAACUCAGCGGGAACAUCCUAUGUUGUUGGGGAGACGUGGGAGAAGCCGUACCAGGGGUGGAUGGUGGUGGACUGCACCUGUCUGGGAGAGGGACACGGACGCAUCACAUGCUCCUCCAGAAAUCGCUGUAAUGACGAGGACACUCAGUCCUCCUACCGUAUUGGAGACACCUGGACCAAGACAGAUGUCAGAGGCCACCAGCUCCAGUGUCUGUGCACAGGAAAUGGCCGAGGGGAGUGGAAGUGUGAGCGACAUACCUCACUUGACCACACAGGCCUGGGCACUGGCUCUCGUGUGAUCACUAACAUCCAGCCUGCGGUCUACCAGCCUUCCAUUGUGCAUGAACCUCCCCGGGAGGGUUCCUGUCGGACAGACGCUGGACUGACAUACUUCACUGGUCAGCGCUGGAUUAGGAAUCAGGGAACCCAGCAGAGGAUUUGUACCUGUCUUGGCAAUGGAGUCAGCUGUGAACAGUGGGAUGGACCAGCUCCAGUGUACGGUGGCAACUCUGAAGGUCAGCCUUGUGUGUUCCCCUUUGUUCACAAGGGGAAGACCUACCACUCCUGUACCUCAGAUGGACGCAGCGACAGACUGCUGUGGUGUUCCACCUCCUCUGAUUUUGACAAAGAUCUGAAAUAUUCAUUGUGUACAGAGAAUAAUGCGAUUGUGGUAACACGAGGCGGUAAUUCUAAUGGUGCUCUGUGCCAGUUCCCCUACCUAUACAAUGGGCGAAACUACUCCGAUUGUACUGCAGAUGGUCGUAGAGAUGGCAUGAAGUGGUGUGGCACCACAGCAAACUAUGAUGCAGAGCAGCGCUUUGGGUUCUGUCCCAUGGCUGCCAAUGAAGAAGUGUGCACGUCAAGUGAAGGGGUGAUGUACCAUGUGGGAGACCGGUGGGACAAACGCCACGAUGUCCUAGGUCAUAUGAUGCGGUGUACCUGUGUUGGCAACGGCCGAGGCGAAUGGAGCUGUGUUGCUUACUCGCAGCUUAAAGAUCAGUGUAUCGUAGAUGGUCUGACCUACGAUGUGAACCAGACCUUCACCAGACAUCAUGAGGAGGGAUAUGUUAUGAACUGCACCUGCUUUGGACAAGGGCGUGGCCGGUGGAAGUGUGAUGCCGUUGAUCAGUGCCAGGAACCAGAGACGAAAGUUUUCUAUCAGAUUGGAGAGUCUUGGGAUAAAGUGAUGCAUGGUGUCAUGUUCAAGUGCUAUUGCUACGGCAAUGGUCUUGGAGAGCUCAGCUGCGAGCCCCAGCAGUCAUACCCAGGUGGUCAGCGUCCUGUCCAGGUGAUCAUAACAGAAUCAGGAAACCAGCCCAACUCCCACCCCAUUCAGUGGAAUGCCCCAUCGUCUGCUCACAUCACCCAGUACAUUCUCAAAUGGAGGACGAAAAACACUCACAGCCCAUGGAAGGAGGUGGUGAUCCCUGGUCAUCUUAACUCCUACACCAUCUCUGGUUUGAAGCCAGGCAUCACCUAUGAGGGUCAGCUGAUCAGUGUGCUGCGCUUCGGACGCCGAGAGAUCACACGCUUUGACUUCACCACCACUUAUGGAUCACUGGCUACGUCACAUGGCGACACCACCCAGCUUCCACCUGUGGUUGACAUCUCAGAGUCUGUGACCGAAAUUACCUCCAGCAGCUUUGUCAUCUCCUGGGUUUCUGCCUCUGACACAGUUUCUGGAUUCAGAGUAGAGUAUGAACUCAUUGAGCAGGGGCAGGGCACUGGACAACCUGUGGUGCUAGACCUUCCCCGUUCAUCUACUUCAGUGAACAUUAAUGAGCUCCUGCCUGGAAGGAAGUACACUGUUAACGUCUAUGAGGUUACAGACGGUGGAGAGGACAACCUCAUUCUUACUACCUCACAAACAACUGCACCUGAUGCUCCCACUGACCAUGAAGUGGAGGAGGUGGGAGAAACUUCCAUUGUUAUCAGCUGGGAAAAACCACUGGCUCCUAUCACUGGCUAUCGUGUUGUCUAUACACCAUCAAUAGAAGGUGAAAGCACAGAGCUGAUGCUCCCUGAAACAGCAACAUCUGUGACUCUGAGUGACCUUCGACCUGGAAAGGCGUACAACAUCAGUAUCUAUGCUGUGGAAGACAGCCUGGAAAGUGAGCCUGUCUUUGUGCAGGUCAACACUACUGGUGAUCCACUGCCAGAUGAGGUGGCUUCUCCUACGGACCUCCAGUUCUUUGAGGUGUCAGAUAAAAAAAUUGUUCUGACCUGGACUGGCCCAGCCAGCGAUGUCUCAGGUUACCGUGUCACUGUCACCCCUGUUGACGAGUUUGGUUCUCCUCAGAGAGAGAUGUCUCUACCUGUCAGUCAAAAUUCCUACGUUGAAGUGACCAACCUACUGCCAGGAACAUUGUACCGCUUCAGCGUAUACACCAUUCACAGUGGAGAGGAGAGUUUACCGCUUAUUGGGGAACAAACUACUAAGCCCGAUGCUCCCACAGAUAUCCAUUUCCAAAAUGUGACUGAGGACAGUGCUGUGAUGCUGUGGUUUGCUCCCCAUUCCAAAAUCACCGGCUACCGACUCUUCCUCACCGUUGAAGGCUCUAACCCCAAGCAGCUGCGCCUGCCUGCCCCCCUUUCUCAGUAUACCCUCCUCAACCUGAAGCCUGCCACAGAGUACACUGCCACGUUACACGCAGAGCAAGACAACACACUGAGUGUAGGGGAAACUGCAGUGUUUACCACUAGUCCGCCAAUGGGCAGCGCUCCUCAUUUUAGCACUGACAUUACUGAUACCUCUAUUAUAAUAUCCUGGACUCCAGUACCACACAUUGGCUACAAGCUGACAGUACGUCCCAGUCAAGGUGGAGAAGCUCCCAGAGAUGUGACGUCUGACUCAGGAAGUAUUUACAUUUCUGGUCUGACCCCGGGAGUGGAAUACACCUACAGUCUCCAGCCAGUCGUAAAUGGCCAGGAGCAGGGAACCCCAAUCACCCAUCGUGUUACCACACCUCUGUCUCCUCCUACUGAUCUCAACCUGGAAUCUAACCCUGACACCGGAGGGCUCACGGUCCAAUGGAAUGGAGCUAGUACAUCAGACAUCACUGGCUACAGAGUAACGUGCACUCCCACCAAAGGGCAGCAAGGAAACAGUGUGGAGGAGUUUGUGGAGGCAGGGCAGAACUCUUGCACUCUGGAGAACCUCAGUCCAGGAGUGGAGUACAACAUCAGUGUUGUUACAGUUAAGGAAGAUAUGGAGAGCACUCCUAUUUCAACUGUCAUUACUCCAGAAGUCCCACAGCCGACAGACCUCAGCUUUGAGGACGUGAGAGACACCAGUAUCACUCUCCGCUGGUCACCGUUCAACACCACAGCUAUCACUGGUUACAGGAUCAUGGUGGUGGCAUCCGGCGACAGCGUGCCCAUCUUUGAAGACAUGGUGCUACCAACAGCUGGCCAUUAUACUGUCUACGGACUAGAACCUGGAAUUGACUAUGACAUUAGUGUGAUCACUGUGACGGAGAAUGGCGAGAGCAAACCCACCACAAUCACUCAGCAGACCUCUGUACCAGCCCCCACUGAUCUGAAUUUUGGCCAGGUUAGUCCACACAGUAUGGAAGUCUCCUGGGUCCCUCCCCCUGUCCCCAACAGUGAUAACAUCAACCGCUUCCUCAUCACUUUUAACCCCACUGAUAAUGAAGAUGACACCAGAGAAACCAGUGUAGGAGGCAAGACCAACCAAGUAAUGUUAUGGGAUUUGAUGCCCAACACAGAGUAUAUGGUGAGUGUGGUGUGUGUUUAUGAGCAGAGAGAGAGCUCACCCCUCGUUGGCAUCCGGAGAACAGCUCUUGAUUCACCAGAUGACCUGAGUUUCUCUGACAUCUUCCCCAACUCCUUCACCAUCCAUUGGCUUGCUCCCCAGAGUAAAAUCACUGGCUAUCGUAUUCGUUACCAGAUGGUGAGUGGCGGGAGGGCCAAAGAUGAGAGGCUGCCCCCCUCCAGGAGCCACUUCACUCUGACGGGACUCACCCCAGACACUGAGUAUCUGGUCAACAUCUAUGCAGUGAGUGAGACCCAGGAGAGCCUGCCACUCAGUGGGACACAGAGGACAAUCUCUGAUGCUCCCACAGACCUGGAAGUAGUAGACUCUACCCCCACCAGUAUCACUGUCCGCUGGGAUGCUCCUCCUGUCACUGUACGCUACUAUAGGAUCACUCACGGAGAAACAGGAGGUCACAGUAAUCCCAAGGAGUUCACAGUGCCUGGCUCUGAGUCUACUGCCACAAUCUCUAACCUGAAGCCUGGUACCAACUACAAAGUCACUGUCUAUGCUGUGACUGGUAGAGGAGACAGCCCUGCAUCCAGCAUUCCUAUUUAUGUCACACACACGACACGUAUCGAGUCGCCCUCUGAAAUGAAGGUGACACAUAUAAACGACAACAGCGUCACAGUCAGGUGGAGCCCUGCCCAAGGCCCGAUCAAGGGAUACAGGGUGACUGGGGUUCCCAAAAAUGGACAGGGGCCAACUUUCACUGAGGUGGUGGCCCCAGAUUGCUUUUGAAUGACUUUCUCAGGCCUGAUGCCUACAGUGCAGUACACUUUGAGUGUGUCCGCUAUUGGACAAGAGGGAGAGAGCACUCCAUUGGUGGUGAAUGCUUUUACAAAUGUAGACCACCCAAAAGACCUGACCUUCUCAGACAUUGACUCCGCCUCACUGCGGAUCACGUGGGACAGUCCUGAGGGAAUUGUUACGUCCUACAGAGUCUUAUAUUCAAGUUCAGAGGAGGGCGAGAGAGAGCUGCGUCCUGCUCCCCGAGGAGAUGCCGAGUCCGCUGUAAUCUAUGGUCUGCAACCUGGAACUGAAUACACUGUGAAGGUCAUCGCCCUGCAUGAUGACACAGCCAGCACACCACUGGUUGGGAGACAAGCUACAGCCAUUUCACCCCCCACCAACCUCCAGUUCUCCCAGGUCGGCCCUACCUCUUUCACUAUGCACUGGGUUGUGCCGGGUCAGGAAAACAGACUAAAUGAUCUUACAGGCCUCACAGGCUAUCGUGUGGUGGUGAAUCCCAAGAACAAGAGUGGACCCACCAAAGAGAUUAACCUGGCGCCAGACACCACUCAGGCUCACAUCUCUGGACUCAUGGUUGCAACUACCUAUGAGGUCCACGUUUAUGCCUUGAAAAACUCUCUGACCAGCAGACCGAUACAAGGAGAGGUCACCACUCUGGAGAAUAUCAGCCCCCCUCGGCGUGUACGUAUCUCUGACGUUAACGACUCCUCCAUCACUCUGACCUGGCGCUCCAAGACAGAAACCAUCUCUGGCUUCCUGGUUGAGGUCACACCCACCUCCUCCUCUGCAGGCUACAUACCUGUUCAAAGGACCAUUGGCCCUGACUCACGAUCAUUCACUAUUACAGGGCUGGAGCCAGGCACCCGCUAUAAGAUCAAUAUGUAUACACUGAAAGGAAAUGGACGCAGUGCACCUCUCACACUCGCUGCAACCACAGCCAAACCAGUGGUUAUCCCACCCACCAAUAUCCGCUUCAUCUCCCUGAACCCUGACAGUAUCUCUUUUACCUGGGAGCGAUCCCGCAGCCCAGGGGUCACUGGGUAUUAUGUCACCUAUGAGGAGGUUGGCGGUUUACCUCGAGAAGUUACCCCCAGACCCCAUGCAGGCCAGGUUUAUACCACUGUCCAUGGUCUGAAACCAGGAACAGAGUAUGUCAUUAAAAUUACUGCACUGCAGAAUGAUUUGAGGAGCACACCUUUAGUGGGGAAAGCCAGAACACAGCCAGCUCCAGAUCAUCAGCUGUUUGUCCCUGAACUGCCUCAGCUUCCUGUUCCUCACCGACCCAGCACUGACAUCCUGGAUGUUCCAGAGUCCUUCAAUGACAAGAUCUUCACCCCCAACCAUGUGCACUUGGCUGGUACCAGCGGCCAGAACCAGCCAGGCCAGCAGGGCCAACACAUCUACACAGAGUACCAGAGUCUAGGCCCUAAUAAUGGACUUCAUGGCCCCUACGAGGGGCCCAAAGAAGGCCAGAGACCCACUCUCAGAGAGCCCCUAAUCUAUAUUCCUGUUGCAGACCCUGAUGGAAACAGAGUUCCCUUGGUCAAGGUGAAUGAGGGUCAACUGCCAGGUCUCGCAUUUGGGUUCCCUGACAAUGAGACAGAUUUUCCCCAAGAAGCACAGACAAUCACAGCCAUCUCGUGGCAACCAAUCCCUCAGACUUCAGAGUAUGAGCUGUCUUGUAAUCCCAUUACACACCUGGAGGAAAGGGGCUUCCAGACACGUCUUCCUGGUACUGCCAACCGUGCCACACUGAUUGGAUUGACAUCCGGAGCAUCCUACAGUGUUGUAGUAGAGGCCAUGAGGGGCGGGGCUAAAGAGAAAGUUCUGGAGAAAGUCGUAACAGUUGGCAAUGCUGCUCCAGGUGACAUCAGUCAUUCCACCAACCGUGACGUAUGUUAUGAUACAUUCACGCACACCUAUCAUGAGGUGGGCUCAGAGUGGGAGCGCAUGUCUGAGACAGGCUUCAAGCUGUGGUGUCACUGUCUGGGCUUGGGCAGUGGCCAUUUUAGGUGUGACUCAUCCAAGUGGUGUCAUGAUAAUGGAAACAACUACCGCAUUGGCGAAAAGUGGGAUCGCCAUGCUGAAAAUGGUCACAUGAUGAGCUGCACCUGCCUAGGAAAUGGCAAGGGAGAAUUUAAAUGUGAACCUUAUGAGUCGACAUGUUAUGACGAUGGGAAAAUCUACCAGAUGGGCAGCCAGUGGCAGAAGGAAUAUAUGGGUGCCAUUUGUACCUGUACCUGCUAUGGUGGACAACAGGGCUGGCGUUGUGAGAACUGCAGGAAGCCAGGAGUGCAUACGGAUGUGGAUGUUGACCUCCUCCAACCUGUUAACUCAGAUGUCUUUGACCGCUACAGAGAAAACGCUCUACGCAAACUGAACAUACAGUGUCCCAUUGAAUGCUUGAGGCCAGAGCUGCUCGCAGAUGCUCACAGCCCCUCAGAGUAGAGAAGAAGGGAGUUUGAGUAAACGAGUAAGAAGACGUGAGACCCCUUACAGCGUCAAGACCACUUCAAGAUGGAAGCCUCCUUUUGCUUCAAGUUAAAAGAAGACAUUUCCAUCAGAUGCGUGCUUUAAAGGCUUUCCCCGCACCAAAUCUCAGUGCCUUAAAAAAA
Messenger RNA from Monopterus albus (swamp eel), 7826 nucleotides. It is a transcript of the gene fn1a, whose product is annotated as fibronectin 1a. NCBI's taxonomy places the organism in Eukaryota, Metazoa, Chordata, Actinopteri, Synbranchiformes, Synbranchidae. Gene Ontology annotation, biological process: cell-matrix adhesion; heart development; nervous system development. Gene Ontology annotation, molecular function: extracellular matrix structural constituent; integrin binding; proteoglycan binding. Gene Ontology annotation, cellular component: extracellular region. The transcript is spliced from 49 exons. The record is from RefSeq and is a predicted model, not a curated record.